GGGGGCGGGGGGAGGUCCUGGCUGUGCUCGCUCCCCAGGAGAACUGCAGGCUGGGGCCGGACUGUCAGACUCCGGUUGGGUCCCUUCCCCCAAGGUGGACCUGGAGUCCGUGUGUUUUCCCGGAGCUGCAACCAUGGAGUCCUCCAAGGACCUGCAAGCGGGGGCAGCCUGGGGUUUCUGCAGGAGAAGUGCUGAUGAGUCCCAGUGGCGGGGGCAGCAGGGGUCCGGCCCCAUGGAGGAAGCACCCAGCAGCCAAGCCCCCUGCAAGCGGAGCAACAGCCAGAGGCUGCCGGGGAUCGAGGAGGAGCCCCCGGCCGGCCCCCCGCCCGACUAUCGGCAGCACCUGUACAGCCUUCUGGGCCCUGAAAGAGCUGAAUACUUCCUGAGCCCGCCGGCCCUGGAGCGGUGCAGGACCCCCGGGGAGCAGGGCCUGCUGGAGGCAGUGGGAGGGGCCGGCGCUGAGGAGCUCUGGCGAGUCCUGCACGAGGAGCCGCAGCGCCGGCGGCAGGCGGCAGAGGCCAGGAUGGGGCGGGCAGUCGCCGAGCAGGUGCCCUGGCUGGGACGUGCUGCUCUCACGCCCAGGAUGCAGCGGGUGGCACGGUGGAGGCGGCAGCUACAUGUGAUGCACCGGCUGGGGGAGCUGCACCAGGACGCAACCAGCCUGCUGCUGGCCAGGGAGCCGCUCGCCGACCUCAACGACAGCCAGGGGGCGCAGGGGCCGGCCCGCUAUCUGCACAGGGCCCUCCAGGGAGGUCGGUGAGCAGGGGCCUGCUGGCUGGUGCCCCACAGCCGAUGCCCGAGCCAGCUGUGGGCGAAGCGUGGCCUGGGCCCCAGACUCCUGCUCCGUGCCCCCGCUGAGCGGGCAGAGACUGACGCACGUUCACCCCAAGCAGAAGCCUGAGUAAAGAGCCCUUGUCUGA
Messenger RNA from Chrysemys picta bellii (western painted turtle), 920 nucleotides. RefSeq lists its product as uncharacterized. Lineage: Eukaryota; Metazoa; Chordata; Testudines; Emydidae. The record is from RefSeq and is a predicted model, not a curated record.